CCCUGCAUCCUGGUUUUUCCUAAAAAAACAUGGCGUAUUUUGUGUUUUGGUAGCUUGGCGCGUGUAUACAAUUUCUCCUUACACAGGCUAUGACCUAGGCCUAGACCUACUGACCUUCUGCAGGACAGUAAUUCAAAAUGAUUCACAUUGCAGCCUUGAAUGACUACUCAGAUGACGAAUCUGAAACUGAGCCAGUGAUAGAGACAACUAAAGAGGCUCAGGAAGCAGAAGCUUAUGCUCUAUACAAUAAAGCGUUGGAGCUGCAACGUGGAAGCUUGCAUCAAGAAGCUGAAGUUCACUACAAAAGGUUACUCAACACAAGCUUACUGACAAAGGCAGUAGCAUCUGAAGAUGGCAAAACUGAGCAAAUUCUGGUGCAACCAGGUUUUAUGCUGAAGUAUUCUACUUAUAAAAACCUCGCCAGCUUAGCAUCCCAGAAAAAUGAUAAAAAAACAGCUAUGGAAUUUUACCUGGAGGCUGUCAACAUUGAUUCCACGGAUGUCUCUCUCUGGUAUAAAAUAGGCCACCUUGCCCUUGAGUUGGUGCAUGUUCCCCUUGCAAGAAUAGCAUUUGAGGAAGCAUACCAAUGCAACCCCAAGCACUGGCCUAGUCUUGACAAUCUGUGUACUGUUUUAUAUGCUCUGUAUGAUUACCCAAGCUGCUUAUAUUAUAUUGCUAAGUGUUUUGAGCUUGAUGCCUGUUAUCCAAAAGGUCAUGUUUUACGUAAGAAGAUCUUUUCUGAACAGCCAGCACUUGAACGAGACACUUUAGCACUGUUUGAACAAUGUAAUGAAUGGAUCUCUGACAGCAAUUUCAUUAGUGAAGACCAGUCGCAAAAGUUUGUGGAAGAAGCACUAGAUCUACGGAAAACAAGAGAACAACUAAGUAAGAAACCUGCACCAAUACUUGUCAAGUUCCAAAAGCCAUUAAAAGCAUUCACAUGGAAAUGUCUUGGGGAAUGUUUAGUGUCACUUUAUGACUAUCUAGAUGGAAGUCAAAGGCCAUUGAGUUUUAGUUGUCAAGUUGACCUAGCUGGUUGUUUGCGAAAGAAUGACGAUGAAGUUAUGGAUACUGAACCUGUCGUGGAGCAACCCCAGCAAAAAGAGGAAGCACCAAAGGAUGGUGUGACAGACAAGGUAAAUUUGUGCCACCAUCAAAACGAUGAGCUUUCGACUGCCUUCCCGAUAGAUGAGUCUGUACCAGCCUCAAGUAGUGUACUAACAAGCACACUUUCAUCUACACAAGAUACUCAGGGAGAAUCUCAGACAAUUCCCAUGGAAACUGACCAUGAUUAUGCUGGCAGUAUUAUAAACAUUGAGAAAAACAAAAGGGGACCAAAAAGGAAACGAGGUCUUGGUGAUGAACCAGCUCCUGGCAAGAGGCGAUCUGCUCGUGUGAGGAACACAACGACCAAAAAGAAGGAAGAAACGAUCAAUUAUCAAACACUUCUACAAGGUUUUCUCCCAUCAAGUCUGAGAAAUGUUGAUGAUAUUGAUGAAAGUAGUCAAGACAGUUGCAUUGCAAGUGAAGAAAACAGAUCCAGUACUAUUGAAUCCAUGACAGUUUCAUCACCAGAUAUUCAGCAAAGGAAGAUAUCUUGGAAAGCUUCGGAAGAAUCUGAAGUAAGGGAAUUCUUAGAAAUGUGCGUGGACAACAAUAGUGGUGUCAUUGACAUGAUGAGUCGAUAUCUUAUCAAUCUCUCAAGGAGGUGGUCAUUUAAAUGGCCCUCUGGUCUUGCGUCUGUGUUUAUCAGUUGUUAUGAAAAGUUUAGAAAGCACCUUCAACUGCCCUCUGUCUUCAACAAUGAUUCGUCAGCUGAGUGUCUUUGUGAUACUGGAAACAUGGUACUUUUAUAUGCUGAACUAAAGCUAGAUCAAUGGAUUGAGAAAACAUCAAACUUACCAACAACUAUCACACCUAAAAGAAUUCAAACUUGCACCUCUUCUGAACUGCUACCCUCGGACUUGGGACAUGAGUUUCCUGCUCAAUUCUACCAUCAAGAUGUGACAUUCACAGAACAAAUUGCAACAUUACCAGAUGUUCUUUCUGACAAAUAUGAAGAGUACACAAUUAGAGUUUACUGGGCUAAGGCUAGGUUGUUAGUGCUUGAUGGCAAAAUGGAGUGUGCACUUGAAAGUUUUGACCUGUGCUCUGAACUGUUAACUCCUCAGUACAAAGAUAAUUCAAGUGCUGGACCAGUUGUGGUAGUGCUGCCAAACUGCAAUCAUGAUGAUACAAUAUCAUUAGAACAAAUAUGUAAAAAGAAAGAAUCUCUGCAACGUACGCAGUCCCUGGAAGAAGUGCGCAGGCUUUUUGAUGCUGGUGAAUAUAAGAAAGUAUCAUCCAUACUUUUACCAUCUUUGAAGCAACCACUGAUGAAAUCCAAAAGCAUUUGUGAGCAGAAAUCAAGUGAAAGACCAUCUCAGAUUUUGCUGCUCCUACAAUCAUUGUUAAAGCAACAAGAGUAUCAGGAAUGUUUAUCAUGUGCAGAGAUUGCUCUUAUUGAAACCAUUUAUGAGAUAAACCAUGCAACUAAUAUCACAUCGAAGGAGGAGUGGAUUGAAGGGGUUGUUCAAGUUUGCAUUGCUAUUGACAAGACAUUUGCUUCAGAUAAAUCCAUUAUCAAGAAACUUGAAACUGGUCGACUUGUAAGACUAACAAGCAAUCUUAUCCGCAUAAUUGAGAUCGCAAUGGAGACACCAGAAGUUGGUGAAUUUGGACAAGUAUCCACAGUCUACCCUUGGAUUCUUCUCUACAAGUUAAUCAAGCAUGAGGAAGAUCAGAUAGAAUCGAUGAAGAUAGAUACUAGUGACUCAACAUCAGAAAGUAAUCGUCCCUGCUUGCCCUCUUCAUUGAUGUUACUGUUAACAGCUCAUGAGUAUCUUGGCAGACGUUCAUGGUGUUGCAAUGACAAGGGUGUCUUUUUAAAAUUGCACGUCUCUGUUCUGGAGGAAGAACUUUUCAAUCGACCUGAGAAAGAUGCUCAUCCGUUUCAGUCUGACUUAGAACAUGCUCUGGAGCAGAGUUUCUACUGUCUGUAUAGUCAUCCCAACCGUAAGGCGAAGGCAAAACAUCUUGUUGAUCAUGGAGUUGAUGAGCUACCUUUGCUUUGGGAGGACACCAAGUUUUUGUUUGAAUACUUCAAACCCAAGAUUCUGCCAGAAUUUGACAGUUACAAGACCAGCACAAUGUCAAGUGAACUGGAAAGUCUCUUGCUCAAGAUCUCUCGCAUCAUUCCUGAACAACAGAACCCUGCCAACACAAUAGAAUCAUUACAGGCCUUCAUUGAUGGAACAACAGAUGUGGUUCCUUGUAUACCUCCAAACAAACCAGUAAAAUUACAUGUUGUGCAAGAACUUUACUACUUACUUGCAGACUAUAAUUUUAAGAAUAAGGAAUGGGGGAAAGCUAUAAAGUUCUACUUGCAUGACCUGUGUGUAAACCCAGAACGAUUUGACAGUUGGGCAGGAAUGGCAAUGGCACGUAGUACCAGAUUAGAACUCAAGAUUAAUUCGUGUGACUCCAAGUCUGAAGGCACAAUAUACAAGCAGGCUUCAACGGCAGCCAGAUGUUUUGAAAGGGCACUUGAGAUUGAUGCAUCAAACUCAACACUGUGGAUGGAAUAUGGAUCAUUAUCUUACAUGAUGCAGGCUUAUUCAUCAAGGAAAUUAAAGCAGCUACAUGAACAGGGCACAAUCUCGGCAGAGACAGAAGAAUUUCUCACAACCAAGAAAUGUGAACUAUUAAAGCAAGCAAAGAAGUGUUACUUGAGAGCAAGUGAAUGUGAAGGGGAUGGAGAGGAGGAAGAGUGGUUGGUCUAUUACAUGCUGGGCAAGAUAGCUGAAAAGGAACAUGCACUUCCACAAGUCUAUCUAGACUAUUAUGAGAAGGCUGCAAGGUCACUACAUGAAAAUGAGGCCCGGUAUCCUAAAAAGAUUACAUACCACAACCCAGCAGAUCUGGCUUUGGAGUCACUGGAGAUAUAUUUCAGAAUCCAUACAUCAGUCCUGAAGUUGUUAGAAUUCCCAGACAAGAGUAACAUUAUUGACUAUAAAUUGCUGAAGAAAUACAUCAGUGAAGCAAGGCAGUUUCCAUUUGCAAGAGGGCUGGAGAAGAAAGCUGAGGGAAGAGAUUAUUCUACUAGUGAUCCUGACACAGAUGGAAAACCAGUGAAUCCAAAAACUUAUAAUUAUCAAUCAUCAGCAGGGAGCCAGAAUUCAAUUCAACAACUGAUGGAUCAUAAUUAUUUUGAAACCAGCAAAAGGGUCUCAAGAACUGCCAGCCAAGAAUCAACAGAUACUGCUUCAGAUUUGGAUUUCUUUUCUUCUGGGGAUGAACCAAUUUCUCCUAGACCUACUGAUAUAUUAUUAUUCCAUGGAGGAAUAAGAUCAGCAAAACCAGCAGACGUAUUCCAUCUACUGACAGAUGAAAAAAAAAGUUCACUUUAUAAAGAGCGGUUCCUGGAGAAAACAUCUGAAGCUGUAAAAUCUGAUGUUCAUGGAUCAACUGAAAAACAAAUUGAACAGUUUGCUAAAACAGAAACAUCUUUCAAAAAUCCUGUGGUAGAGUCUUCAAUGGGAGAGGAGGCAAUAAGGGAUUCAUCUAUUGUAGAGUUGUACGAGGAAAGUAAUUCAAAAAGAAUUAUCUCAGAUGAGUCAGCUAAUGAUACAAACAUCAUAUCAGAAGGUAACUUAAAGGAUGAGACCGCUGCAUUUCCCAAAGAGUUAGCACCUAGGACUAUAAUGGAUGCUACCGUAAUGGCUAAAGACCCAUCUGAAAUGGCAAUGGAUAAAGAGUCAGCUGAUGAUACAAUGAAUUUGGAAGGUAACUUAAAGGAGAGGAUUGCCGACAUGGUUUUUAGCUCUGAUGCUGUAAUUGAAUGUGUUGACAAUGCUAGAAAUACUGCAGCCACAGCUUUUAAAGAGACCACUGUAUCUUCCAAAGAGUUUGUACCAGAAAUGGAUACUACUGUAAUGUCAAAAGAAACAUCUGAAACUGCAAUGGAAACUGAUGUGGUCUCUAAGAAAUUUACUACAAUGUUUGAAGAGCCAUUACCGUCACAUUCAGGGAUCUCAGGGAUCUCAAUGGAAGCAAACAUCAUGGAUACAGUUAAAACUGUAGGUUCAAAUUCUGUUCAUGACAGUGAGGAGGAGAACAAUCUGAUAAAUUCUGCUAUGGACCAAGGCAAUAGUGUAAAGGAUGUAGUUGCAAUGGAUACAGAAAAACAGACCACUAAUUCAGAUGCACAUUCGACUUGUGCUAUGCAAAGUGAUUGGCAAGUAAGUGCUUAUAAGGAUGAUUACAAUAUUCAAGCAAAUGAUAGUAAAGGGCCUACUAUCAGUUCUAAUCAAUCAAAAAUGCUGGGCGCAGGUACAAAUCCUUAUCGAUUCAAGCAGAAGCAUGUUCUUGGUACUACACUAGAACCUUCACAACAUAUUUCAAAAUUUCAAAUGGCAUUCCUAAAGUCACCAUUGCUGUGUUCUAAGGAAUCUGUAGAAGAAAGUGGUUUCAGCCAGACUGAAAGUGAAGAUGGAUCAGAAAUUCAAGUAUCUGAAAAGCCUGUUGAAAUGUCUAUUGAAACAAAAAUAGAAGACAGUAAGACCAUUGAUCAGUGUUCAAAUAAUCAGUUAGACUCCAUAGUACAUAGGGAAACUACUGAAAGUGUGCCAGAGAUGCAUGUAAUUGGAAACAAGUUAAAGUCAUUGCCAUUAACUGAAGUAGACGAGAACCUGCCAACACCAAGUCAACUUAAUGUAACUAAAUCUGAUCAACGUCUGUCAACAGAUGAUGCUUCUAGCCAAACAGUAGCUGUAGGUUUCAGUGAGAUAGCAAGCAACCCUGUAAAGGGCUACCAUUCCUUGGUGAAAUCUAAGCCUGAGAAGGACAUGAACCGAUUGGAAACAGCUGUUGAUAUUGAAAUGGAGGAGGAGUUUUUUACCUCAAAAUGUCAAGAUAAUAAAAAGAAAGAUUAUGAAUCAAUGAGCGCUAGUGGUAUUACAGAAAAGAAUGAUGAGUAUAAAGAAGAUUUAAAAGACAAUGAAAGAAGUCAGAUGGAAGAGAAGGCAUUUACACUACCAACAAAUGGUAAAGAAGCUGGAGUUGAAGAGGAGAAGGAUAUCAGUGAAAAUGAACUUUUUGGACAUACCAGAGAAGGAAACUUGGAAAGAAAAGAAGGAUACAAAGAUGAGAUACUGUGUGUUCGAUCAAUCAGGAAUAUAGGAAUAACUGCCAGUAAUCAACAUCAAAGUGAAGGAGCUUUUGAAAGAUACACUAAAUCAAUUGGACUUGAAGAAAAUGAAGGGAAAAUAAUGGAAAAAAUGAUGGAUCCAAAUGUGAGAGAAGGACACCAGGAAAAGAUAGAUAGAGUAAGUGAAAAGGAAGAUGAGGAGAACAUUGAAGGAGCAGAUGAGGUUAAACUGGAAGACAAAGUUCAGGGAAAAAAUGAUACAAGAGAUGAGAGAAAAACGAAAAUUGAUCAUGAAAAGAAAAUAAAAGAGGAAAAGAUGGCAACAAAUGUAAAAAAUGAAAACCAGGAAAGUGUGGAUACAACAAAUAAAAAGGAAGAUCUGGAGAAAGGCAAAACAGAUCAAGUGAACCCAGAGGAGAAAAGUGUGGAAGCAAUUGAAACAACAAAUGAAGGAAAAAUCAGAAGUGAAAAUAUGUACAUGGAAGACCCAGUUGUUGAAAACCCAGUUCUAAAAGACUUAUCUCCAAACAAUUGUGGUGAUAAGGACAGUUUUAAAACAGAAGAAUCUGACCUGAGGAACUCUGAGGAACAUGUACAGUUAAUCAAUGAAUGCCUUCAGGGAUUAAAGUUAUGUCUGUCACGUUUCUCACAGCAUUACAAGGCCUUGUAUCGAAUGGCACAUGUGUAUCACUAUGUACCAACACAUAAGAAUGAUAGAUGGAGUCGUGAUACUUUGCUAGGCACAAGCACACCAUGGAAUCAAAUACCUCAUCUUGCUGCUCCAGCCUUGUUUGCUGAUGCUAACAAGACAAAGAACUUCUUUCAAGGAAUCUGGAGGAUACCAGUUGAGGAGAUUGAUAGGUCAGGUAGUUUUCCAUCUCACAUGUAUCGAGCAAUCAGCCUUCUUAUCAGUGUUCUCCUACAGUUAAACGAUCACCAGAUGUUGCUUCAACUGUCCGUCAAACUCAACAGAACACCUGAGCUCAACAAAAAGUACUUGAGAGACCAGGAUCGGCAGUUCCUUUCGAAACAGUCAUAUGAAAAAUGCCUAGUAGUUUUAAAAGACCUCAUAGAAUUGUGCCAGUCAGGGCCAAAAGAAGAGCAGCAAAAGGUGUUAAUGUUUGUCUAUCAUGCCAAUCAAGUGAGACAGAACAAACUCCAGAUUACGGCUAAAUCAACAAAUAACCUCCUUAUUGAAGCAUUUUGCAAUUUCAAAGAAUGUAAGGUUGAUAACAUGCCAUGUGUUCUAGAGCAAGCUGUAAGGUAUUGUACAAGUAUAGAGUGCAGUAAACCCCCACAAACUCCACAUACACCAUCGAUACAAUCAAAGGCUACAAAAGAUUCAUCAAAGUAUGAUGUUGUACCCACAAGUAAAAACAGUGAUGCCACUCCAACCACAAGUAAGAACAAUGAUAUCCCGACUACAAGCAAAGACAGUGAUGGUACUCCCACGACAAGUAGAAUCAGUGAUCUCAUACUCAACACAAUUAGAAAAACAGUAACUGAUGAUGCUAAUCCAUUAAGAGGAAUGACUGCAACAACAUUUGCUGAUCAGUUUAAACAUUUUGCAACAUCAUUUUCUGCAAGAAAAGAAGUCACCACCACAAAAGCUACAAAGAGAGUCCUCAACUUGGGUCAUGAAACCAAGGAGUCAAAGAAACCUUUGUUGCAAGUGUUAAGUGAUGAAGAACCGGAAGCCACCAUACUGGAUCAAAGAAGAUCAGAUGAGUCCAAACUAAACACAAAAGACACUUCCAUAUCUUUAAAAGGAAUUAAAGAAAAAACACAUGCAAUCGUAAAAGCAUCAAUUUCAUUGUCAAGGCAAGAACCGUUAAUUAAGGAUUCAUUGGCAUUUAGUUCACAUGUUGCUGAUCCUGUAACUAAACAAGUGUCAUCAACUACUCUAGAGUCUGUUCCAAAGGCUGUUCCUAUCAAAACCUCUCCACCUAAAGGAACUGGUAGCUCUAAUGUGUCUGGUAUAAUAAGCUCUUUCUCAAAAGCAAAUGCUGUUGCCUAUAGUAUGUCAACCUCUCCACCAAAAGGCUCUGCUGGGUCUGGUCUGAUGAUACCGUUCUCUCGCAUUGCUCUUGGUGCUAGUCAACAGAUUAAAGUAUCUAGUAGUAGUAGUAUUUGUUGUAGUAGCAGCAGCAGCAGCUGUAGUGGUAGUAUCCAGAGUGAUGCUAGUAAAUCAAACCAAGGGUUGUCUGGAAUCCAUGCAAAAGUCCUGCCAUACAUGUCUACUGAAGAAAAGGAAAAACUAAAAAGUUCUCUGUUGCAUUUAAAAAAAAAUUAAAGCGAAAUAUUCUCCAUUACUAUCCUGCCACUUUUUUAUGAUUAGAUAGAUGUUAUCAUGUCACUGUAAAGUUGAAACUUAGAAAUUACCAUAGUGUAUAGUCUUCCUUUAAUUAAAAACCCCUCCAAGUUAAGACUACUUCUAAUUUAAGACCAUUUAUUUUAUUAACAAAUAUUUAUUAUUCUAAUUACAGACCAAAGACCAUGGAUACACUUGUCCCAAAAGUGGUCUUUAAUAUUGGAGGAAAACUUGUUGUAGCAUAUCAUACACUGGUAAGAAAUUAUCAUGUGAAGGGUCCCUAAAGGAUGAGUUUAUUUUAAUGUAAUGUAGUUAGAUUUAUAUAGCGCUUUAUACCAAAGUUUCAAAACGCUUGAGGUGUGGACUACCUCGUACAACAACUUUUUCCCUAAGGGUCUCUUCGUGUCUGAGCUAAACGGUAAACCAGUAAAUGUUUCUGGCUGUAAAGAGAAAUAAAAAAUUCAUUUAAAUGCCUCUUGCAGAAAAAGGAGAAAGAAUGUAAAAAGAAGUAAACUAAAUAUCUUCUUUUUUUAUUUUUUGAAUAUUUACAUUUUUUACAUUAAUUUUUUUUUUGUACCAAUCAUUACUGUUUUCUUCUUUUUUUUUUUUAAGUUGGAAAGCCUCUUGAUAAGCUUCGGCUUUUUAGGCAAUCCACCACACAUGUGCUUUGCUUGAUUUUAUGUCUUUUUUUUUUUAAUUAUUUCUUUCUAUUUGUUGUCUUUUCUGAUUUUUGAUGAUUGUCUGAAAAUUUAAUCCCUGAAGAAAUCUAAGUGGCAUAAGAAAAAGAGUGCAUUACACAAAUUUUAAAUAAUAGAAAACUCCAUUGUAUAUUGCUUUCUAAUAACAUUAUUUACUAGUCAAGUAUACUGUAGACAUAAGCAUUACAUGAUUCUUUCUUAUUGAAUGUUGAUCAUUGUGUAUGUUACACCUUUCACUGGCUGGGUGAUAAGGUAUAUUACACUACAGUAAUAAAACAGUAUCUCUGUUGGCAAUAAUACAAGAU
This is a messenger RNA of Anneissia japonica, 9501 nucleotides long. Its product is annotated as calcineurin-binding protein cabin-1-like. Gene Ontology annotation, biological process: chromatin organization. Gene Ontology annotation, cellular component: nucleus. Lineage: Eukaryota; Metazoa; Echinodermata; Crinoidea; Comatulida; Comatulidae. Gene Ontology annotation, molecular function: protein binding; nucleosome binding. The record is from RefSeq and is a predicted model, not a curated record. The coding region runs from base 138 to 8480 and encodes 2780 amino acids. The transcript has 40 exons.